GGGAGGGAGGGAGCUGGCAUGGGGGCUCACUGAGCUCAGCAAACUUGCUUCUCGUUCCUUCACUCUUCAGCGGCAGUCUGCCUCCAGCACGCUCGCAGUUUAGCGUCUGAAAUGCACUUGACUGGACUCUGCGGGACUUCUUCAUCCUGUGAAGUCAUGGCUCUGCGUCUGCAUUUACCGACAGUGCGUCACUGAACGGAUCCAGCGGGCUUUUUCUUGGAGAGACUUUGGCCCUAAAUGACUUUCAUUUGUCUUUAACUUACAUUGGACUUAAUGAUGGAGCAUUUAUUUUACCUGCUUACCUUCUUACUAGCCCGUGCGUGUUCUGGUCUGGGAUACGCGGAGUCUACAGUUCCAGCGGGUCAGAGAGCGGCGAGCAGACACAGGAACUGGUGUGCUUAUGUGGUGACGCGCACGGUUAGCUGCAUGAUGGAGGAUGGCGUGGAGACGUACAUCAAGCCGGACUAUCAGCGCUGUGCCUGGGGACAGUGUCCUCGAGUGGCCUAUCGGACGUACAGGAGACCAAGAUAUAAAGUAGCUUACAAGAUGGUGACAGAAAUGGAGUGGAGGUGUUGCCAUGGUUACGCCGGGGAGGACUGCCACAGUGGACCACAGGGGACACCUGAGACUGGUGUCACAGACACUGGCUACAACACAGGUGGUGGGCAGCGGGGAGGAGAAGGAGACACAGAGAAGAUCAGACAGCUGGAGAACACCAUUCAUGGCCUGACCAAAGACCUCAACAACAUGCAGACCACCAUCAAUGGCAUAAACCAGAGGCUGCACGGGCUGACUGGGGCCAUUGUCCCUGCAGAUUCAGCUCAGCCACACAUGAAGGAAACCAUCAACAGCAUCCAGACAAAGCUGGAUCAUCUCUAUAACAGAACACAGGCACAUGAUCAGACGCUGCUUACAAUCAACAACCACCUGGUGAAUGGAGGAGGCAAUGAGCUGGAUGGAGCAGGCAGAGGAGGAGCUGGAGGUGACCAGCUGAACAUCCUAAAGGAAGAGAUACUGACACAGCUGGAGAGGAGGGUGUCUCUGUCCUGCUCUUCCUGUCAGGUCGGCGUGGAGGACCUGAGGCGCCAGCAGCAGGAGGACAGGGACCGGAUCACAGCCCUGGAAAAGAGGAUCAGCUCCAUAGACCAGCACUUGAGGCAAAGCUUGGAAAUCUCUCGCAGUGAGACCGAGCGCUCACAGGCCUGCUGCAACACAGUCACUGAGCUGGGAAGGAGGCUGUCUGAUGUCGAAGUCCGACUCACCUCCACUGCAAACAAGUGUGACGCUAUUAAAGGGCGGCUGGAUAAGGAGCUCGCUGGGAUGGGUGGAGGAAAGGGGAGAGUGACAGAGGACCGGUUGAACGGCAGGCUAAGAGAGCUGGAGAAGAGGAUGAAUACCACAAUGAGGAAGACGGAGCAGAGGUGUACUAACACCGGGAACAACAUGAAAGAAACUGUGCAGAGAGACGUCACUCAGCUGCGAAACUCGGUCCUUGUUCAGCUCGAUGACCACAGCUACAAGAUCGGUAAAGUAGAGCUGGAUGUGGCUGUUCUUGGAGACACGGUCAAAGACCACAGUCGACGUUUAAGCCAGCUGGAGAACAUCACGACCUUCCUCGACAGACGGCUAACAUCAACCACAGACAUGUGCAGAGACGCCUGCGGGCCGAACGCAAGAGACCGGACAAGUGAUGAAACUGUGAAAACUUUGGAGUGGAGGGUUGUGGCCAACCAGGAUGAGAUCCAGAAGUUUAACACCAAGCUGAACAACCUCUCGGUGUCAGGAGACUCGCUGCUUGAGAGAGUGAUUAACUUAACAACUGAUGUGAAAAAGAUAACAGCUGUGACCGGGAAGGAUGGCGAGCACUUCAACAGGAUCUUCACCGAAGUGGAAACUUUGGGCCACGAUUUUAAGGAGUGUUUGAUAUGCAGCACUAUAGAAAAGGACCUGCUCACAUUUAAAAACUCCACCACAAUCAGCCUCAACAGAUGCCAGACGGAACUGACGGAUCUGCGGAGAAAAGUCGACUUGGGAGAAUCCGUCUGCUCUCAGGUUUGCUCCAACCUGCAGGAGGAGGUGGGACGACUCAGAGAGGACGUGGAGGAGUGCACGGUACAGUGUAAAACCAACAUAAAUGAUCUAAAGAAACGUCUGGAAGGUCAUACUGUACAUAGUGGAAAAUUAGGAGGGGAUCUGAAGUCUAUCCAAGGAGAGCUGGCUGAGGUCAUGGAUACUUUUAGCUCCAUUAAUGACACUCUGAAGGGCCUGGGAAGGACUGUGCAGACACACGGGCACACGAUAACAGAUCUGACCCACGUUAAGAACAAUAUCAUCGUUGAGGUGAACAACCUGCAAACGGACCUGGAAGACCACGUCGCUGACUCAAACACUCGAUUCAGUGAUCUGGGCAGAGAGAUCCAAAUAAUUAGGAGCAACCAUGUGACUGAGAUUGGGGAGUGCCAGCGGUCCAGUGACGGCCUAGAUCGAAGGCUCUCCAACCUCGAAAAAGUGUCUGGACGCUUCGACUCGUUUUCCGGAAAGCUGGAGGGCAUCAAGGAGGGCUUGGACCGACAUGUGUCUGGGCUGUGGAACUCCGUUAAUGGACUCAAUGUCACAGUUACAUCUCAAGGAAAUGCUAUUGAAAAUAUCCAGAACGUCCAGCUGCCUCAAAUCCACUCCAACAUACACAAGCUGAACUCUUCAGUGGUCGACUUGGUCAGAGACUUCCACAGAUUCAAAACACAGGACUUUAAGGGUCCACCUGGUCCACCUGGGCUCCGAGGAGAGCAAGGGCCCCGGGGUCCGAUGGGACCCGAAGGGAGGAUAGGACCUCAGGGCAGAGAUGGCGAACAGGGACUAAUGGGACCCCCAGGUCUCAGAGGCGAACAGGGUCCUCCAGGCUCCGAUGCCCACGUGCCACGCCUUUCCUUCUCUGCUGCCCUGACCCGCCAGAUGAGAAACACGGGAACCAUAGUGUUCAAUAAAAUCUUUGUCAAUGAAAAUAACGCCUACAAUCCCAAAACAGGUUAUUUCACAGCUCCUGUGCGUGGGAAGUACUUCUUCAGUGGCAUCCUGACAGGCCACAAAAACAUAAAGAUCGAGGCAGUGCUGUCCAAGUCCAACAUUGGUGUGGCCCGAGCGGACUCGGCCGGAUAUCAGCCUGAAGGCCUGGAGAAGCCCAUGGCUGAGACAAAGCACAUCCCUGGAGCGUUAGCUGUCUUUAACGUCAUCCUGCCCAUGGAGGAAGGGGACACGGUCUGUAUCGACCUCGUAACUGGGAAGCUGGCCUACUCCUCUGAACCUCUGACCAUCUUCAGUGGGAUGCUGCUCUACGAGACGGUCUGAUUGGAUGUGUAAAAAUCCUGAGCGUGAGAGCUUCUGAUUUGUCCAAGAGACAGUGCCACUGAGAAACUGAGAUCAUUGGACUGGAUCUAUCCAGCAAGAAAAUGGCUUAUAUUUGACCUUCAGUGCCAGGAGGGGUACCAGAAGUCCUUUGUAACCACAGUCGUUUGUUUUGUGUUUCACAGCUUUAAGGAAAACUAUUUUAAGCAAGAGCCAUUGGUGUGUUUUUGUAUCCUGAAGAAGCCACUGCAUGGUUAUCUUAUAAUGUCACAUUUUCAUGUAAUUCUAUUAACGUGAGUUUACAGCAAAACAACACAACAUGCAGCUUUCAGUAGUUUUUAAAGGGACCUACUAAUAUUUUCAUAUGCAUACAACCAAUCCCCCCCCCACACACACACACACACGAACACAAAAAUGGCACAUUGUGUAAAAUUGAAAUAAAAACAGAACACAAUAUCACUCUAUCCCUCAUCUUUAAAAAGCUGGGAGUUUUUGGGAGAGGAUUGUUUUCCCAUUGGUGUCUGUUAGAGGAUCCAGGCUGCUCAACAGUCCUGGCUCUUCUCUUUUGCACUGUAAUAGAUGCAUUAUGCAGCUUAGCAUUGUCUAAGGCCUUCCCUGAAAAAGAUGUCUGGAUGGGAACACGUGCUGAUCUAAUACCUUUAUGUAUUUCAUAGGUACAGAUGCGCCUCCACACCAUCAGAGAUGCAGGACUUUAAACUGAGAGCUGCUGACAAGCCGAAUGGUGCCUCUUCUCUUUUCUUCAGACGACACGGCAUCCGUGUUCUCCAAAAAGAAUUUCAAAUUUCAGUUCUUCCAACCACAGUUUUUCCACUUUGCCUCAGUCUAUUUUAAAUGAGCUUUGGCCCAGAGGAGUUUCUGGAUCAUGUUCGUGUAUAGAGCUUUAUCCUGCAUUUGUGGAUGUCACGGCGGACUGUAGUCACAGACAGUGAACCUUACAAUUAGCUGCAAAAUGUUCCUCCAGCUGAUUCUUUUUAGUAAUGCUAACUUCUCCAAACUUUUUUGAGAUUUGUUGAUGCAAACCAACUCAAGAGCUAAUGUUUUUUCUCAAAAUAUUUUCAGGUUAAACUUGUAAAAAUAUGGAUUCAUAACAUUUCGAAAUCAUUGCAUUCUGCUGUUAUUUUCAUUUUACAUACCAUCCCAACUUUUUUGGAACUGGUUCAGGUAGUUUUUUUUCUACUUUUAGCUCCAUAUUAUGUCACUGAGAAUGGAUAUCCCUUAUAUGGGCACCUAUGCUGUGCAGCCAAUAGGAAGAAAGUUGACUUAAAGGGGGGCGGGGGAGCUGAAACUGCUUCUUUCAGAUAGAGGAUGAACUACGGGGCUACAUCAAGGACCAGUAUAAGAUAAAAAAGGGUUAUUUUUAACCAGGGAUCCUUCAAAGCUACUCAGCAAAGCUAAGCAGAGUUCAAGAAUUAAAACAUGGAGCUGGACGUGAGCACCACCGGUGCCAUUUAAAGAAAGGUUAUCUUAUAAAAAGAUGAUUAAUGUGAGGGCUUUUUGUCCCUUAUCCACCCACAGCAUACCAAAUGAUCAGAGGUUAUUACACACACUUCCUGAAUUAUUCCUUGGAGUUUCAUUCUUACCACAAGUAAAUUCCCAGAAACACAACACAGAGUGCCAAUUGUAUUGGAAAAAAUGCAGAGUGAUGAAGUCCAAACCACUAUCACUAUUCUUUAGGAGGAAAUGCACAAAUGAAGUCACUGACAGUUUGGUGGAGAAACCACAGGAUUUUAUAAAUCAUACAAAACAAUAAGAGCAUUAUAGGACAUUAGCUGUGCCCAGAAACACAAGAGGACGUGGAGGACUGCCAAGGGCAAGAACAGUUUUCCUUCUUGUGUCCUUCUAAGGGACAUUUGUAAGAGUUCAGAGGGUGAAAGUUGUGUUGCUGUUACUAUCAGUCCAUCUUACGCUGGAGUUUUUAUGCAAAGCAAACAAUAAUAAAUACAGAAGCUACACUUAUCCUUAUAUCAAGUAUACAAAGCUUAUUUCUUUGAUUAAACACACACAUAGCCUGCCUUUGGUUGUCUAUUUUUCAGGUGUGCAUUUUAUAAGGUGUUGUACAUAUUUUUAAAUGGCUUGCACACUUUUUUUGCAGAUUCACUUUGCAUUUUUUUACAUUAUUUUCUCUUAUUUCUUAUCAUACAUGUUUUCCUUUGCAAGGAGGACACGUUUGUCAUCAACUCUAGUGUGGAAAUAUAAGUGUAUGUGUCUAAGCAUUGUGUAACCUUAACAGACUGUACAUAUUUUUGUGAUCUUUAAGAAUUGCCACUUCACUUCGCAAGGUACUGUAUAUGUUUUGUAUGUUUUGUCACGUGUGCUACAAAUACAGAUACCCAGUGUUAUACGGCUCACGUCAACAGUAUCGCUCUCAUCUGGAUUUGGUUUCUUUUAUUAAAUGAGCUGGUAUGCAUCAGGUUUUA
Molecule: messenger RNA, 5780 nt
Organism: Oreochromis niloticus (Nile tilapia)
Lineage: Eukaryota; Metazoa; Chordata; Actinopteri; Cichliformes; Cichlidae
Gene: emilin1a
Product: elastin microfibril interfacer 1a
Exons: 12
Coding region: 274-3345 (1023 amino acids)
Molecular function (GO): protein binding
Source: RefSeq, a predicted model, not a curated record